This is a messenger RNA of Helobdella robusta, 618 nucleotides long. RefSeq lists its product as hypothetical. Bases 1 to 618 code for a protein of 205 amino acids. Lineage: Eukaryota; Metazoa; Annelida; Clitellata; Rhynchobdellida; Glossiphoniidae. The record is from RefSeq and is a predicted model, not a curated record. The transcript is spliced from 5 exons.
AUGGAGAUUCAUGUGGCAUUAAAUUUUCAUGAUGCCUCUUUCUCUGGAGUUGAACCUGCGCUAUCACGUAACGUCCACACUGGCGUCAACUUCAUUGAAAAAUCCGAAUGUUCCUACACCGUUCGCUUCAUACGCAUCACCUACGUCAGACCCUCGGAAGACCUAGCGGAACUCCUUCACUCCCUCUACAGCCCCCCGACCUCCCUGACCUACAAAACCUUUGUCCCGCCCCCCGUCAAGGUAGCGAUGUGCAGUGGCGCUCCGGAAUAUGAAAACUUCGGGGUGACGUGGGAGAGGGCGAAGGUGUGGCUCAGAUCUGUUGACAGACGAAUAGUGAGCGUCGAAACAUUCUACCACCCCCUACACAAAGUUUGGCACGGUCAAGACGGAGGCGAAACGUCGGUCGUCAUGGGGGAGUGGACGAGCAACAAGAGGGACCGAAAGCGCACCGCGGAAAGAAAAAAAUUGGUCAACAUUGUCCGAAGAAAAGAAAAGGAAGAAGAAGAGGAAGAAGAAGAAGAGGAAAAGGAAGAAAAAGAGGGAAAAGUAGAAGAAGAGGAAGAAGAAGAAAUAUCACCAGAGAUGAUAAUUAUUAUAACUAUAAUAAAACAAUUAUGA